Molecule: messenger RNA, 3780 nt
Organism: Ictalurus punctatus (channel catfish)
Lineage: Eukaryota; Metazoa; Chordata; Actinopteri; Siluriformes; Ictaluridae
Gene: pygmb
Product: phosphorylase, glycogen, muscle b
Exons: 20
Coding region: 116-2644 (842 amino acids)
Biological process (GO): glycogen catabolic process
Cellular component (GO): cytoplasm
Molecular function (GO): glycogen phosphorylase activity; pyridoxal phosphate binding
Source: RefSeq, a predicted model, not a curated record
GCUGAGAGGGAGAGAGAGAGAGAGAGAGAGAGAGAGAGAGAGAGAGAGAGAGUUAAAACGUCGCGUCCUUGCAGCUCACCGUCAUCUCUGAAAUAAAGCCUCUCAUCUUGUCACCAUGUCCAAGCCUCUGACCGACCAGGACAGGAGGAAACAGAUCUCGGUGCGCGGUCUUGCCGGGGUGGAAAACGUCGCCGACCUUAAGACCAACUUCAACCGGCACCUGCAUUUCACCCUGGUGAAGGACCGCAAUGUGGCCACGAAACGGGAUUACUACCUGGCGCUGGCCAACACCGUGCGGGACCACCUAGUGGGCAGAUGGAUCAGGACACAGCAGCACUACUACGAGACCGAUCCGAAACGGGUGUACUACCUUUCUCUGGAGUUCUACAUGGGGCGCACCCUGCAGAACACCAUGGUCAAUUUGGCCCUUGAGGGCGCCUGCGAUGAGGCCACUUACCAGUUGGGACUGGAUAUGGAGGAGCUGCAGGACAUUGAGGAGGACGCAGGCUUGGGCAAUGGAGGCCUGGGCCGUCUGGCAGCCUGCUUCCUCGACUCGAUGGCGUCUCUGGGCUUGGCAGCUUAUGGUUAUGGAAUCCGUUACGAGUUUGGCAUUUUCAACCAGAAAAUUGUCAAUGGUUGGCAGGUCGAGGAGGCAGAUGAUUGGCUGCGAUAUGGUAACCCGUGGGAGAAGGCCCGUCCCGAGUACAUGCGCCCUGUGCACUUUUACGGCCGAGUGGAGCACCAUCCUGAUGGAGUCAAAUGGGUAGACACACAGGUGGUUCUGGCCCUGCCAUAUGACACUCCAGUCCCUGGAUACAGAAACAAUGUUGUUAACACUAUGAGACUGUGGUCAGCCAAAGCCCCCUGUGAAUUUAACCUCAAGGACUUUAAUGUUGGGGGCUACAUCCAAGCUGUUCUGGACAGAAAUCUGGCUGAGAAUAUUUCCCGCGUGCUCUACCCCAAUGACAAUUUCUUUGAGGGGAAGGAGCUCCGUCUCAAACAGGAGUACUUUGUGGUGGCUGCUACUCUUCAGGACAUCAUCCGCCGUUUCAAGGCCUCUAAGUUCGGCUCGACAGAGGUGGUGCGCACAGACCUGAACAAGUUACCUGAGAAGGUGGCCAUCCAGCUGAAUGACACACACCCAGCCCUCGCUAUCCCUGAACUGAUGAGGAUCCUGCUGGAUGAGGAGAAAGUCUCCUGGGAAACAGCAUGGGACAUUACCGUGCGUACUUGCGCCUACACUAACCACACCGUCCUUCCAGAGGCUCUGGAGCGUUGGCCUGUCGACCUGUUCCAGAAUCUCCUGCCUCGCCACCUGGAGAUCAUCUACGAGAUCAACCAGCACCACCUGGAGCGAAUCUCCACUCUGUACCCUGGUGAUAACGACCGUUUGAGGCGCAUGUCUCUGAUCGAAGAAGGAGGACUGAAGAAGAUCAACAUGGCUCAUCUGUGCAUCGUCGGCUCUCAUGCUGUAAACGGUGUGGCUCGAAUCCACUCAGAAAUCAUCAAAAACACAGUGUUUAAGGACUUUUAUGAAGUGGACCCACAGAAGUUCCAGAACAAGACCAACGGCAUCACCCCUCGCCGCUGGCUAGUCAUGUGCAACCCUGGCCUGGCGGAAGUCAUUGCUGAGCGAAUCGGUGAGGACUACAUUCGUGAUCUGGAUCAGCUGAAGAAACUCCUGGAGUUUGUGGAUGAUGAGGCCUUCAUCCGAGAUAUUGCCAAGAUCAAACAGGAGAAUAAGAUGAAAUUUGCUGUGCAUCUCGAAGAGCAUUAUAAGGUUAAAAUCAACCCGAACUCCAUGUUUGAUAUUCAAGUGAAGAGGAUCCAUGAGUACAAGAGGCAGCUGCUGAACUGCCUGCACAUCAUCACUUUCUAUAACCGUAUCAGGAAGGAACCAAACAAGGCCUGGACACCCAGGACGGUUAUGAUCGGAGGAAAAGCUGCUCCAGGCUACCACAUGGCUAAGAUGAUCAUUAAGCUCAUUACAUCUAUUGGAGAGGUGGUGAAUAAUGACCCGGUGGUGGGAGACCGCCUUAAAGUCAUCUUCCUGGAGAACUACAGGGUUACACUGGCUGAGAAAGCAAUCCCAGCAGCUGACCUGUCUCAGCAGAUUUCCACUGCAGGGACAGAAGCUUCUGGAACAGGAAAUAUGAAGUUCAUGUUGAACGGCUCUCUGACAAUCGGCACUAUGGAUGGAGCCAAUGUGGAGAUGGCAGAGGAGGCCGGAGAAGGAAAUCUCUUCAUAUUUGGAAUGAGAGUGGAGGAUGUCGAGGCCAUGGAUAAGAAAGGGUACAAUGCUGCUGAGUAUUACAACCGCAUCCCAGAGCUAAAGCAAGCCAUUGAUCAAAUUUCUGGAGGAUUUUUCAGUCCCAGUCAGCCAGACCUCUUCAAGGACAUCGUCAACAUGCUGAUGAAUCAUGACAGGUUCAAAGUAUUUGCUGACUAUGAGGACUAUAUUAAAUGCCAGGAGAGAGUUAGCACUGUGUACAAGAACACUAAGGAAUGGACCAAACUGGUGAUCCACAACAUAGCCGGUUGUGGCAAGUUCUCGAGUGACAGGACCAUCACUCAGUACGCCCGUGAGAUUUGGGGUAUGGAGCCGAGUUUGGAGAAGAUCGCCGCUCCAGACGACCCUCGCUAAGCAGCUACUCAGCAUUCAAAAGCUCUUUUAACUGGAGUUGUUCUCACAUUUAGUUAAUUUCUGCAUUGUGCUUGUGGACAUGUGUGCUGUGUGAUUCUGUCAUUACUUGAUUGCGUAACAAAUGUCUUCCUGUCCUGUGAGAUCUGGUUCCCUGGCCUCAGUUUCAGAAAUUAAUUUCAGUGUAGUGUGUAAUAACACGAGAAAGGAAUGUUUUAUUCAUGUUACUCAGAUGAACUAAAAUGGGUCUGGGAACAGAAAGCUAAGCAUUUAAUAGUUUUAAUAUAUAUUUUUUUGAAUGUAUCAAUAUGGUCUGUCUAGUUUGUCUUCUCAUUAACCAAAGAGCAACCCAGUUAUAGAGAAUUUACAUGGACCCACUGUGACAUAUAGAGCAACCACUGAAGGUUUAAGUGAACGUCUUUCUGUCAGUGUCUCAUAUUCAGCCACAUGGAUGACUGUUACUUGCUUGGAGUCAUUGAGAUAUUCCUGCACGAUUUUGUGUGUAGUGUUUCUGAAGUGCUUUAACAUGUUUUUAAUAUUAAUAGAGGCCGUUUAUUAGUCACGUCACGUCACAUAAACUGACAUUCAGUCAUUAAAGCUCAGUAUUCAUGUAAAUCACACAAAAAGCAUAGGGAUGUAAUGUGGCACUUCUACAUGCAUACAUUAUGCUGUCUUUGCUCCUGGAAUUUCUCGGUUUGACAGCACGCUAAGAAAAGCUGCCUUAGUUUGCGUGUCUGUGUGCGUGAACAUGUGUGCUAGUGUGUAUGAGAGCCUAUAGAUGAUGCAACAAGUCCUAAGCCUAGAGACUGGUGAACAAGCCACUUUAAAAAACUGAAAUAUUUUUAAAUCUAUACUUAAUAAAAUAUAGAAGAUUUAGGAGUGUGUUUUAAACAAAGUGCUUUCACUGGAGUGUGAAAAAUAUUCAACUGUGUAAUAUAUGUUUAAUCAUAGUCAAAAAAGUGAUGGCUAUACGUACAUGACUAUAAGCUAUGGCGGUUUGGACCUGUGCCUCUGUAAUGUACUCUGAAUGUUAAUCCUCUGUUGGUUGUAAUAGCUGACAGAUCAUACAGCAUGGGCCAACAUCUGUCAGCGAAAACCAACUCAAAAUAAUAAUGAAAUAAAGUAUACCACAGAGCACA